Messenger RNA from Drosophila subobscura, 1923 nucleotides. RefSeq names its product fork head domain-containing protein crocodile (gene croc). Lineage: Eukaryota; Metazoa; Arthropoda; Insecta; Diptera; Drosophilidae. The record is from RefSeq and is a predicted model, not a curated record. Gene Ontology annotation, molecular function: RNA polymerase II cis-regulatory region sequence-specific DNA binding; DNA-binding transcription factor activity, RNA polymerase II-specific. The coding region runs from base 295 to 1908 and encodes 537 amino acids. The transcript has a single exon. Gene Ontology annotation, biological process: cell differentiation; anatomical structure morphogenesis; regulation of transcription by RNA polymerase II.
AUAGCGAACGGUUCGUUCCAACGGUAUCUCGCUGCUCAUACAAACACAUACAUAGACAUACAUGCCUGUGUGUGUGUGUGUGUGCCUUACAUAUAUCUAAUUACACACGAGUCUUGUGUGGCUUCGACUCUUGCUUGAGCAAAUAUUAUUAGAACAAACAGCAGACAAAAAGUGAAGUGCAAAAAACAAACGCAAAAAGAGCAAGCGAAAAGCACACCCAGAGGUGUGUGUGCGUGUGUGAGUGUGUGUGUGAUCCUGCAUCCUGCAUCCUGCAUCCCGCAUCCUCCAGCCAUAAUGCACACUCUAUUCAGCGAUCAGAACUCCUUCUCCCGCCACUAUGCCCAAACGGCCGCCGGCUACAGCUCCGCCUCGGCGGUGGCAGCGGCCAGCAGCGCCUCAGCGGCAGCAGCCGCCCACUAUGCCUACGAUCAGUACUCCCGCUACCCGUACUCGGCCAGUGCCUAUGGCCUGGGUGCCCCGCACCAGAACAAGGAGAUUGUGAAGCCGCCGUACUCCUACAUCGCGCUCAUAGCCAUGGCCAUCCAGAAUGCGGCGGACAAGAAGGUGACGCUGAACGGCAUCUAUCAGUACAUCAUGGAGCGCUUUCCCUACUAUCGGGACAACAAGCAGGGCUGGCAGAACUCCAUCAGGCACAAUCUCAGCCUCAACGAGUGCUUCGUGAAGGUGGCGCGGGAUGACAAGAAGCCGGGCAAAGGCUCCUACUGGACCCUCGAUCCCGACUCCUACAACAUGUUCGACAAUGGAUCGUUCCUGCGGCGGCGACGCCGCUUCAAGAAGAAGGAUGUGAUGCGCGAGAAGGAGGAGGCCAUCAAGCGGCAGGCCAUGAUGAACGAGAAGCUCGCCGAGAUGAAGCCCCUCAAGCUGAUGACCAACGGCAUACUGGAGGCCAAGCACAUGGCCGCCCACGCCGCACACUUCAAGAAGGAGCCGCUCAUGGAUCUGGGCUGCCUCAGCGGCAAGGAUGUCUCCCACGCGGCCAUGCUCAACUCCUGCCACGACAGCCUCGCGCAGAUGAAUCACCUGGCUGGCGGUGUGGGCGUGGAGCAUGCCGGCUUCACGGUGGACUCCCUCAUGAAUGUCUACAAUCCGCGCAUCCACCACAGCGCCUAUCCGUACCACCUGAACGACGACAACCUCGCGUCGGUGGCCAGCAGCCAGAUGCAUCACGUGCACCAUGCGGCGGCCGCUCAUCACGUGCAGCAGCUGCGGCAUGUGGGGCAUCCCCUGACACCCGGCGGUGGUGGUGCAGGAGGAGCGGGACACAACAGUGGGGGUGCCAAUGGUGGCCUACAAUCCUCGGGACACUCACCCACAACGAUCUCAACGCCGCAUGGACCGGCGCACGGGGGUUGGUACACGCCGGAGACGCCGCCCUCGGAGCCCAUACCCAAUGGCGGGCAGCAGGGCACGCCCACGCACCCCGGACACACGAACAACCCGAACCCGAACCCCAACAACAACAACAACAACAACAACAACUCGAGUGUGCACAACAACAACCACAGUCACAGCCACAGCCACAGUCACAGCCAUAGUCACAGUCACAGUCACAAUGGAGGCGGCGCCUCCUCCGUGCUGACGAGCAGUCCCAGCUCCGCCCUGGGUUUCCGCGACAUGAUCUUCGAGCAGAACCAAUCCUGCCAGCUGGACUCGGGCAGUCCCACGGGCAGCCUGCAGUCCGCCAGUCCGCCGGCGUCCGCGAGCGUGGCAGCAGCCUCGGCAGCGGCGGCAGCGGCGGUCAUCAGCAGCCAUCACCAUCAUCAUCAUCAUCAUGCGCUGAGCGGGAAUCUGGGGCAGCUCGGCCAGCUGGGGCAGCUGAGCAACCUGAGCCACUAUCGGCCACACAUGGGCCACUACCAGGAGUACGGCAUCAAGUACGGUGUCUAAGGGAGGGGAGAGGGA